AUGACCAAAAAUAAAAGACUAAAAUAUACUUACGGAAUUGUCUACUGUCCUGAGCUCCGCAAAGUUCUUCUCCUAAACAGACAAAAAUCGCCUUGGAUGGGAAGAUGGAACGCUGUGGGAGGUAAAUUGGAUAUCGAUGAGUCUCCUAGAGAGUGCAUUGUGAGGGAAACCUAUGAAGAGACUGGGCUCAGUCUAUCACAGUAUGUCGCGAGAGGGGUAACCAGAUGGAAUGUAGAUGAUAUUGAUUUCAAUGGGAUGUACUUGUUCACAGCGCAGGUAUCAUCUGAGACGGUGAGAUCGUAUAAGACUCCAGUUGUUUUCUGUCAUGAAGGUAUAUUGGAUUGGAAGGAUAUAGAUUGGAUUUUGGAUCCCCAAAAUACAGGAAUUGUUGCUUCUUUACAAAAGCUGCUAAAACUAAUACUAUCAGGAGAUAAGGACGACCUCUACCUGUUAACGUAUACAUCCAAUGACUUGACAGCAUUUGAGUAUAUUCCUAAAGGAAACGUAGAAUAUCCCGUGGAUUAA
Priceomyces carsonii is the source of this 525-nucleotide messenger RNA. RefSeq lists its product as uncharacterized. The transcript has a single exon. Gene Ontology annotation, molecular function: hydrolase activity. The coding region runs from base 1 to 525 and encodes 174 amino acids. The record is from RefSeq and is a predicted model, not a curated record. NCBI's taxonomy places the organism in Eukaryota, Fungi, Ascomycota, Pichiomycetes, Serinales, Debaryomycetaceae.